Messenger RNA from Blumeria graminis f. sp. triticale, 864 nucleotides. The record is from the annotation of a GenBank genome assembly. NCBI's taxonomy places the organism in Eukaryota, Fungi, Ascomycota, Leotiomycetes, Helotiales, Erysiphaceae.
AUGUCGUCUAAACUUGCUUCCACUGAUGUUCUCACACUACCUAAAAGCGAUGUUCAAAUUCCAAGACUUGCCCUCGGUGUAUAUAAGUCUGAGGGGAAUCAGUGCACCGCUGCUUGCUUGACGGCUUUAAAGGCCGGCUAUAGACAUAUCGACUCAGCACAAUAUUAUGCCAACGAGGCUGAAGUUGGAGAGGCCAUUCGACAAUCUGGGCUUAAACGAUCUGAUAUUUUCGUCACGACGAAAAUCCUGGAAAGUGAGGGAAGUGUAGAAGCAAACUACGCGAAAAUGCUUGAUAGUGUUAAGAAGAUCGAUGGCGAAAACGGGUAUGUUGACUUGUUCCUAAGUCACAUGUCACACAUUGGGAGAAAAUCAAGAAAAGAAAUUUAUCUCGCCCUUGAAAAACUGCUCGAGGCUGGCAAGACUCGAAGUAUUGGGGUUAGCAACUGGGGUAUCGCAGAUAUUGAGGAGUUGAAGUCUUUUGCAAAGAUUUAUCCUCCACACGUCAAUCAGAUUGAGCUGCAUCCUUUCUGUCAACAGCGUGAAGUCGUCAAAUAUUGCCAGACGAAUGGUAUAAUUGUUGAGGCAUACUGUCCUUUAGUUCGUAAUACCAAAGGCGAUGAUCCAACCCUGAAUAAGGUUGCACAAGCCCAUAAAAAAUCUGUUGCACAAGUCUUGAUACGAUAUGGUCUACAAAAGAACUGGGUUACUCUUCCAAAAAGUUCGACACCUGAGCGUAUCAUAGAAAAUUUUGAUGUGUACGACUUUGAGCUCUCUAGUGAAGAUAUGGAAUCCCUAGAUGCUUUAGAUCAGGGCAGUAAAGGCGCAUUAGUUAUUGCAGUGAGGAAUGAACCGGAAGAUCUCUGA